This is a messenger RNA of Cuscuta campestris, 2705 nucleotides long. The record is from the annotation of a GenBank genome assembly. Lineage: Eukaryota; Viridiplantae; Streptophyta; Magnoliopsida; Solanales; Convolvulaceae.
CUAAAUUAAUUAACCUAACUCUCAGCUCUAGCACACCUAAUCGGAUAUCUUCAUCACCUACGAAUCGUACGACCUAAUUCUCCCAAUUGAUCACCGGAUUGAGUGAAUUCAGAUCGAUUCCUUCAUCACCUGCGACCAGAUUGUUUCGUUCAACAGCAAUCUUCAAUCGUGCGUCUCCAAUCGAUCGUUCAGCUCUUGCAGCCAGAUUGUUUCGUUCAACAGCGUCUUCAAUUCUCAAUCGUGCGGCCAGAUUCAACCGUUCAUAUCAGCAUCCUUCCUCUUCACAAUUGUUCCGCCCCUUCUUCCAUUCAGAUUCAACCGUUCAUAUCAGCAUCCUUCCUCUUCACAAUUGUUCCGCCCCUUCUUCCAUUCAGGUAUUAAAGGGGAGCUCAACAAGUUUCUUCCCAAGAAUUCUACCUAUUUUUUUUGUUAGUUGAGUUAUUUGUUUUGAACUUUUUGGAUGUGGAAGAAAUGAGUUAAUGUGAUUUUGUCUACAUAUUUGUCUUUACUUGAGUUAUUUGUUUUGAUCUUUUUUUCUCCUGGUUUAUAUUUUGUCUACAUAUUUGUAUACUUAUUCAGCGUCUUCUUUCUGUAGAACUGUUGUUUAGGAAAUAGGAAUCUAGUUUUUCUUAUAUGUCUUGGUCUUUUCCUUCUUUCUGUAGAACUGUUGUCAUCUAUAUCCUUUUCUUCAUGAAUGAUAGUACUUCCUUUUGGAUUCUAAUCAAAAUGGUGAAUUUGUUAUGCUUAGUGGGGGAAACGAUAGGGACCAGUCUAUAAUCUCCAUCCCAGUAAGUUCCAGAUCUGCAGGGAUUGAUGUCUUCAUUAAGGGUCCAAAGGAAUCUUUAAAAAGUCAUUUCAAAGUCCAGAAACUGAAUCCAAAUAGGGAUAUCUUGUAGAUCAUUGACAUCAAUUUAAUGAUAGUACUUCCUUUUGGAUUAGUUCAUCUCUAUCCUUUUCUUCAUGGAAAUUAAUUGACAUUAUUGGUUCAAUUUUUGUUUGUUAGGUUUUACAUCUUUUUGAGAUGGACAAAACGUUGAUUAAUAUGAACAGAUUAUCCAGUGAAUACAUAACCGGAGUCCAAGCAUUUGUAGGCUUUGCUUUUGCCAAUGCUUUUCCUACCAAUGUUAAUUGCUUUUUAAUAUAUCAAUCACCAUUUUAUUCCUAAAUUUUACCAAAUAUAUAUAUGAUUUUACGAAGCUUAUAUUUGUUAUUUAUUAUCAGAGUAAUUUCACUACUAUUGUGAACAAGUUAGGAGAAGGUGGAUAUAGUGCAUGUACUCCCACACAUGAUAAUGCAUGUAAUGAGCAGAGGGCUAUUGAAAAACAGAAAAUGCUUAUACAAAGAAAUAGAAAUCCUAGUAUUUUUGAUGGAACGACCAAGAAAGACGGUGAAGUCGGUGAUUAUGGUACUUGUACUCCAAUGCCUCCUAAUGCAUCUACUCAGGAGAGAGCUACAGAAUAACAGAAAAUUUCAAUGCAAAAAAACAUACUUCAUGUGAGUUGAAUUUAUCUAUUAAAAUUUGGAUGUUGGUUAAUUAGGUCCAGGUGGCUAUUCUUGUUUCUAGUGUAUCUUUCUAUCGUGAAUAGAAUCUGUGUUGUCUUAUAUAUGUCACUAAGCUAAGGCCAAUGCAUGUUGUCAAAGUGGUUUACUCUCAAUGGCAUGGAGAAUGGUAGGCUUACUGUCAAAGUGAUUUACUGUAAAUGUUUUCAAAGUGGUUUACUGUCAAAGUGGGUUGCAUGUUGUCAAACUUUUAUAUCAUAAAAAGAAUGAUUGGGAGAAUGAUAACCAUUCUUCGGGUCUGGGAAUUUAGUCAGAACUGAGAGCCAUUUCCCUUGAUUGAUGGAGUCUGCCUUUCUUCUUUCCGGCUUAGUUGUAGAACGUGGUGGUGGUGCUUAACCACCCACUCUGUCGAAUAUGUGGCAUGGUAUUACGGAUAUUUUACGAUCCGUGUUUCAGUUCUAUACAGUACAUAUGGUCAGUAUCAUAAGGCUAAGGGAGAGGAAUCAGAAUUAGUGAUAUCAUUUCGAAAAUCUAUUGGGAUAUAAGAAUUUCUUAGCCGAGAUACUUGUGAGAGACUUUAGUAGAGUGCUCUCUUUUUUUAUUGUUUUUUAAAAUCAGUAUCUAUCAAGAAAGGUGCAGUGGACAGUGGCAGCUUCCUUCUACUGCCUUGGACUUUUACAAAGUGCUGUUGUUUGGAGAUCCUGCGCAGAAGCAGCUGGUGUGAGCUUAGCUUUGUUACUCCAUGAUAGCUGGAGUUUUGGGGAAGCUUUGUGAUUAUGCUGCUGGAAUGGAACCUGUCCAUGGACAGCCUUCGGGCAGCGGUCUGCCCUAUGAUUUGGGCAGGUUUUCCUCAAGCUUUGCACCAGGUUUCGCUUUAUGUCUGGAGGUAAAACGAGUGCUUUGGGGCUGGGUCUACCCCUUACCGUGGCUUUGGCACUCUGCUGCUUACGGGAUCCGCCACUUCAUGGUCCUUGCUUUUGUGAAGUUGCCUCAAAUUACUUGUUUUACCUCCAGACAUGAAGCGAAACUUGGUGCAAUGAUUGUUGUUUGAAGCUUAAAGUGAAAAAAGGGCAAGGAUUGUUGUUUGAAGCUUAAAGUCAUGGUGUCAACCUAGCUAGCUCUACGGAUCUCUAUGCACACAUUAAUUUGUUUCUUAUCUUCAUUUUAGAUACAUUUGGAUAUAUUUAUAAAAUUCAUGUCUUUAU